CGCCGCCACCGUCGGGUUCAGUCGUCGUUGUUGUCGUACCGUCGUCGCCGUCGCCGUCGCCGCGUCGCUGUCGUCGCCGUCCAUCACACGAUCUGCAGUGAUCGCGAGUACGCCGUACACAGACACGCGCCAGUCGCCGCACACACGCGUACGCACGCACUCCCCAACAACAAUCGGCCGAGCACGUGUUGUUCGCACGUCCGACGAGAAGGCGCACAAGAGCGGACGCGGACCCGACCGACCGACCGACUCGACGGCAAAUCGGUUGAAUAAGGAAUCAUAAUUGAUUUUUUUUUAAUUUGAUUCCAUAAGAUUCAAAUUUAAGAUGGCUGAAUUUCGAAAUUAUAAGAAUUAUCAAUCGGUUCUAAAGACGAUGCUAAGAAGGAAAAAGGAAUCUGAUUUGUGCACUGAGCCAACGAAAAAUCAACUAAGUCGUGUAUUAGGACUAGUAGACUUAGUUUCUCUUGGCGUCGGUUCAACUCUUGGACUUGGCGCUUAUGUACUAGCUGGAGAAGUUGCAUUUAAACAUACCGGGCCUGCAGUAGUUUUGUCAUUUGUUUUCGCAGCUGUAGCAUCGGCACUGUCAGGAUUAUGCUAUGCCGAGUUUGCUAGUCGUGUACCAAAAGCUGGGUCGGCAUAUGCGUUCAGCUAUGUUGGUAUAGGUGAAAUAGUGGCAUUUCUUAUUGGAUGGGAUUUAAUAUUAGAAUACAGUAUCGGAUGUGCUAGCAUUGCAAGAGCUCUAAGUGGGCAUAUUGAUAAACCACUUGGUUAUCCGAUGAGAAAUUAUUUUAGAGAAACGUUUCCAAUGAAUGUCGAUUUUUUGGCUCCAUAUCCAGAUCUUUUCUCGUUCACAUCAAUACUAUUGUUAACUUUGUUGAUUGCAUGGGGAAUGCGAGAAUCAUCUUUACUUAACAAGAUAUUUACAAUCGUUAACCUGCUUACAGUUUCCACAGUCGUCAUAACUGGAUUUUUUAAAAUUGAUUUUUACAAUUGGAACAUACCAAAAGCUGAUAUACCACCGAAUAUAGAACAUGGCGGAGAAGGCGGAUUUUUGCCAUAUGGAUGGUCCGGAGUAUUCGUGGGAGCGGCGACGUGUUUUUAUGGAUUUGUCGGAUUCGAUGCAAUAGCCACUACUGGUGAAGAAGCCAAACGACCUACAAGAGACAUACCUUUGGCAAUAGUUAUAUCGUUAUCCAUCAUCACGUUAUCGUAUUGCAGCGUAGCUAUCAUAUUGACACUCAUGUGGCCGUACUAUAACCAGGAUCCUGAAACUCCUUUUCUACACAUAUACCAACAGUUGGGAUGGCAUACACUGGAAUGGAUUGUUACAAUCGGAGCAGUGUUUGCUUUAUGCACAAACAUGAUCGGUACACUGUUUCCGUUACCCAGAAUAUUGUACUCCAUGGCUUCCGACGGGCUAUUGUUUCACAUUUUUUCUAAAGUUGAUUCCAAAACAAAAACUCCAUUUUGGGGUACAUUCAUAUGUGGAGCUUUUGCUGCGAUUUUGUCAAGUCUUUUCGAUCUACAACAAUUAAUGGACAUGAUGUCGAUCGGCACGUUGAUGGCAUACUCGCUCGUGUGUAUAUGCGUUCUAAUUUUGCGGUACACAGACGACGAUUCCGAAGAGUGUAAAAUAAGAGACAACGGCAAAUUCCGCGUAUCUCUCAUGAGACUAUUGUCAUCCAGUUUCAAUCUCCCGAAGUCGCAGAUUACAACGAAAAAUACUGGUCGUACUUCGGUCAUAAUAGUUAUGGUUUAUCUUGUUGUGUCCAUAUGCUUCUGCUCGUCCAUCUCGAUAGCGCAAAAACAAGGGAAGUUCAACACGGUCACGGGUACAGCAUGCAUAUUUUUCGGAGUGUGUUUGUUGGUGCUUUGCUAUUCAUUAUCGAGACAACCACAGUCUUCAAAUCGGCCUACAUUCCAUGUGCCUUGCGUCCCGUUCGUGCCGUGCCUGAGCGUUGUCCUCAACAUCUACUUAAUGACUCAACUGGACACGCCCACCUGGAUACGAUUCACCGUUUGGCUGUUUUUCGGCUUGUUGAUUUAUCUGUUCUAUGGACUUCGGUACAGCGUGGAGCGGUUGAACCAGCGGCGGAUUGUGGAUGAAACGUAUAUGAAACAGAUACGUUAUGAAAUCCAAGUCUAUUAGCUCAGGGGUGACGGCGGGGGUUGGGUCAGGGAGGGGGUGUAAGAGACAUCGUGGGCGGAUAUGUGUGUUUUGUGGGAGAGAGAUAGAUAAAGAUAGAACGUGAGAGUGUGUAGUGUGUGCAUAGUGCGUAUACGUGUGUACGUGUGUGUGUUUCAGUUGGGUUUAAAAAUAGAAAUAACGGAGCUAUAGAGUCAACAAUAAUUUCGUUAUUUGCUGUAUAAUACACCCACAAUACGUACACAUCGUUUUAUGCAUUUGUACAAAUAUAAUAAUAAUAAUAAUAUUAAUAAUAAAUGACUUUUUACCACUAUACCUUCAAAAUAUUACAAUAAUACUUAAUAAUAAUAAUAAUAUAAUCUAUACAAAAUGAUCCGAGGACAAUUUCAAAUUUUUUCCCAAUGUUGAUACAAGCGCCGCCAUCUUCAUAUUAUAAUCAUCGUCAUCGGCGGUAGUGAAUCUCCGAAAUUAUUAUUAAUAUUUUUAUUUGUUUGUUUGUUUGUUUGUUUGUUUGUUUUUUUUUUUAUCAUGACAGUUAUAUUUUUACAGAAACAACGUUAAUUAGUUUUGAUAAAAUGCGCGUCUUAAACGCGUCGUUAGGUACUCCUUUUUUUUUAAAUGUCAUGUCAAAAUACACCUGUGACUUCAUUUUGUUUAAGAUAUUAUCUGUCCUAUUUUUUUUUUAUUAUUAUUUAUUUAUUUAUAACUUUCAUUUUUAUUAUGUACAUUUUUGUUUAAUAUACGAAAUGAUGACUCGAUCAA
This is a messenger RNA of Aphis gossypii (cotton aphid), 2908 nucleotides long. Its product is annotated as cationic amino acid transporter 2-like. Lineage: Eukaryota; Metazoa; Arthropoda; Insecta; Hemiptera; Aphididae. Gene Ontology annotation, biological process: transmembrane transport; amino acid transport. Gene Ontology annotation, cellular component: plasma membrane. The record is from RefSeq and is a predicted model, not a curated record. The transcript is spliced from 13 exons. Gene Ontology annotation, molecular function: amino acid transmembrane transporter activity. The coding region runs from base 326 to 2149 and encodes 607 amino acids.